AUGGCUGGUGAUGAUGGCCCCAUCACCCCAGAGGCACAAAUCGCACAUGUCUCUGUAAAACCACCCCCCUUCUGGAAAUCAAAUCCUACGCUAUGGUUUGUUAGGUUGGAGGCUCAAUUUUCAUUAGCUAAUAUAAUUACUGAACUAACAAAAUUUAAUCACGUUGUAGCAGCUCUUGACGCUGACGUACUAACCUCUGUCAGUGACAUACUAAUUACUCCACCUGACAAUCUUCCGUAUUCUGUUAUUAAAAAGCGCUUAAUAGAUUCGCAUUCCGAGAGCGAAUCUUCGAAAAUUCGCACAUUGCUUCAAGGUUUGGAAUUGGGCGAUCAGCGUCCCUCACAGUUACCUGCGCGCAUGCGUUCCUUAGCUGGCUCGUCCGUAGGAGAAGCGCUGCUUAAAUCACUAUGGUUGGGUAGAUUGCCAAACAAUACGCAAUCCAUUUUGGCAGCCCUAAAUCAAGAGCUAAACCAAUUAGCUAUCGUUGCAGACAAAAUUCAUGAAACUUGGAAUCCGCAUUCGAUUAACGCUGCAACAACGGAUAAACAACAAACCUCAGGCGAAAUGGAAGCUCAGAUAGCUCAAUUAUCUAAGCAAACGACGCAGUAA
Parasteatoda tepidariorum (common house spider) is the source of this 609-nucleotide messenger RNA. The record is from RefSeq and is a predicted model, not a curated record. NCBI's taxonomy places the organism in Eukaryota, Metazoa, Arthropoda, Arachnida, Araneae, Theridiidae.